UUGAAAUACAUCUACAAUUCAAAUAUAACGACAACGAAAGAAUCAAAAAUACGUAUUUAACUCCUAAGAGAGAAAUAUCCUCCAGUUCUGAGAUAAGAAGUGACGGGGGUCACAGCGCGCAUGUGUCGUGGAUUAAUCCGUUUACGGCAGUAGAUGCGCCUCUGUCAAUCAAGCAGAUCGGGGAGCGCGCGCGAACUUGAGAGAGCUAGAGAGAACGCAGCAGGUGCGCGCGGGGUUUCAAACAUUUAUAGCGUAUUACAGUUAAAUAAAUUGUAUUUAAGAAAUCAUGUAAGGAAUAGUCUCGACAAAGUCGCGUUUAGUUACGGGGAAACGCAAUGCCAUCGCGGGAUGAGAAUGAACCUGUGAAUGAAGACGGCGGCGCGCCUCCGGUUCCACCGAGAGCGACUCUUCUGCGGGACGCGCGGGCACCCGUGCCCGUACCUGUGCACAAGGUGAAGUGUGUGCUGGUCGGGGAUGGGGCUGUGGGUAAAACCAGUCUGGUCAUCAGCUACACGACAAACGGUUAUCCGGCUGAACACAUCCCCACUGCCUUCGAUCACUUUACAGCUAAAGUUGUGGUGGAUGGGAGACCAGUUCAACUUCAACUGUGUGACAUGGCAGGACAGCAAUGGGGGGCAGUGGACCAGCGUUUAAAUGAUGAGUUUGAUCGCCUCCGUCCGCUCUGUUACCGUGACGCUGACGUCUUCCUGCUCUGUUACAGCGUGGUCCUCCCAGUCUCCUUUAAGAACAUCACAGACCGCUGGGCUCCGGAAGUCUGUCGUCUCUGUCCAGGAGUUCCCAUGAUCCUCGUGGGCACCCAGUGUGAUUUACGUGAGGAUGUGCAGAUAUUGAUCACACUCGCUGACGAGCAGGAGAAACCGGUCAGCACUGAUGAAGGCCUCCUGCGCGCCCGCAGCAUCGGCGCAGUGGCGUUUGCCGAAUGUUCAGCGUUGACGCAGAAGAACCUGAAAGAGGUGUUUGAUGCCGCCAUCGUGGCGAACAUGCGGCAUGCUGAGGAGGGGGCGUGGCUGAGGAGAGAAACUUUAAGAGACAAAACACCAGAUAAAAUCAAACAGCUCUCUGAAACAUGGUGGAGAAAAUUGAGCUGUUUGGUGUGACACCAGUGAACUUUGCUGAUGGGAGACAAACAUUUCAAUUCUUUGUUGCCUUUGUUUGUACAGUAAUUUACAAGACAUUCGGCUCACAGAACAAAAAAGCUUCUUAAAUAGUGAUCCCAUCUCAAUUUGCAAGACAUGUUAGAUAUUGUUAACAUUCUUUAAAAGCGUGUGCUAUUCAGAGACCUUAAAAAUAGGAGAUUGCUAUUUAUAUAAAGAGUUUUCUAGUAAUAUAGAAUAUAUUCAUUUAUUUAUUUUUUUAGGGGUGAAUGGGUAGGACCUUAUUUAGCCUCACCUGUCAUUUGUUGUUCUUGGUUCUGUAGACGUGCGUUUGGAUGACGCAGGAUUGUUUGUGUCAGAUUGGCCCAGUACCUUGCUUUCAGGAUUAAUUUAUCCUGCGGACAGAUUGAAGAUCAAGACUAGACAACAUGAGGACCCAAAGCCUGCGUAACACCUGUUGUUCUAUAGACCACUUUACGGCCGACGUCACGCUUACGUCACGGCAUUAGCUGGAGGUGGCCAAUACAAACCAGCACAGAUUCAGCUACAUAAGGAGUUUAAAAUAUCAUCUUGUUGUGUUGUUUAGUGCCACAAUCGACAGAAAACAGCAUCCUAUUUGAUAUUUUAACACACACCUGCUGCCAUUUCCAAACAAAAACACUGACGACUGCUGUAGUUAAACACAAUAAAACGAUCAUA
Molecule: messenger RNA, 1814 nt
Organism: Triplophysa rosa
Lineage: Eukaryota; Metazoa; Chordata; Actinopteri; Cypriniformes; Nemacheilidae
Product: rho-related GTP-binding protein RhoU
Exons: 4
Coding region: 336-1118 (260 amino acids)
Biological process (GO): small GTPase-mediated signal transduction
Molecular function (GO): GTPase activity; GTP binding
Source: RefSeq, a predicted model, not a curated record